Molecule: messenger RNA, 3153 nt
Organism: Notolabrus celidotus (New Zealand spotty)
Lineage: Eukaryota; Metazoa; Chordata; Actinopteri; Labriformes; Labridae
Gene: clic5a
Product: chloride intracellular channel 5a
Exons: 8
Coding region: 812-2143 (443 amino acids)
Source: RefSeq, a predicted model, not a curated record
UCCCACGCUGCAAAAUGGUCCAGCCCUCGUCAGCGACCACGAUGACUGGCGGUAUGCGUCUGUUGUUCCUGUAGUGGAACCUCUCAGGGAUGUCCUCUUUCAAAUAUGCCCUUAUAUGGGUGUGACACUUAUUCAGCUGUUCAACGAUGGCUCCUGGAUCUGCAAAACACAUGCACUGAAAUAAGAGUUUGUGUCAGGAAAACCCCAAACAGGACAGUGGUCGGUGUUUCGUGUUAAUGCCAUAAACAGUGAUGUUAUCUGAAAGUGGUUGAAUGCUAAUGUCACCUGUGUGUGGGAUGAUGGCGGUCACAGGCGCAAGGUCCACCAGCGUGUAGUUGUCCGGGUGGAUGCAGUCGUCCAGCCUUACGACACGCUCAGCCGAGCACUGAGUCAUGCCGUGGUCGCUGGCUAUCAGGACGUUGAUGUGACCCCAUAGGCCGGUCUGCUUCAGCUCCAAAACCAGGAGUCCGAUGUUGUCGUCAACCUGGACUCAAACGAGGAGACACGGAGAUAAGAAGACCGUCCAUCAAAGCGGAAAAAAGGGUUACCAGGCUGUAGUGGUUCGGGAACGUCUUGGUGACGAAGACGUUUGUGAGCUCCUCCACCAGGACCCCCCGGUCAUACAGGAGCUUCAGGUUUGGCAUGGGGAACCUCUGCAGGUAUUCAGCCCUGAAGCCGUCGAAUGACACCAGCAGCAGUGGCGGUGGGGGAUCUUGCUGAGCCGCGAUGCCACACAGGAAGCCCAGCAGUAUUUGGAGUAACAUCCUAAGGGGAAAUGAAAACAAGUUGUAGUCUACUGUAACACACAACUAUGGAGGAUCAUCCCUGUCCUCCCUUGGCAUGGACGGCCAGCCCUCCCUGUCCAAAGUCCAUAGCUGUUCAUGAUAAGGUAGACACUGUUGGCAUCACACUCACUCUGCUGAGCACCUUGAUCGCUCCACCAUUUUAUUCUUUUCGCAGAAUGGAUCGCUCUGAUAAUGUGUACGAGAACCCGGACACUUACCAGAACCAGCCGUCAGGUUUAUACGACCUGUCCUACGAGACACCGUACGUUGAGCCCUCCGACCUGAUGGCACAAUACGAAAACACUGGACCAUCUGUAAGUCAAAUACCAGAUCCACCGUCUCUCCCUCCACCACGGCUGCCAUCAGAGGAGAGGCGAGGGAGUUCCUCUUCAUCCUCAUCCUCUUCGUCCUCAUCUUCAUCCUCUCACGCUGGGGACGAAGAGGAAGAGGAGACGGAGGCGAAAGAGGAAGUGGAAGAGCAAAAGAUAGACGUGGAGGAGCGCAUCAAGGAGCUUAAUUUGGAGAGGACGUCUCCAGAGCCGGAGUUGGAAAGAAGGGACUCAUCCCGCAGGUCGUCAUCUUCCUCAUCAUCUUCGUCGUCUUCAUCGGCCUCUGAGAAGGAAGAACCUGAACAAAAAGAAAAGACUGAAGUCACACUUUACGUCAAGGCUGGGAUUGAUGGAGAGAGCAUUGGAAACUGUCCCUUCUCUCAACGCCUUUUUAUGAUACUCUGGUUGAAAGGUGUCGUCUUCAAUGUCACCACUGUGGACCUCAAGAGGAAACCUGCUGACCUUCACAACCUGGCUCCGGGGACCCACCCGCCCUUCCUCACCUUCCAGGGGGAGGUUCUCACCGAUGUCAACAAAAUAGAGGAAUAUCUGGAGGAGAGGCUGGCUCCACCAAAAUAUCCUAAGCUUGCAGCAAAGAACCGAAAAUCCAACACGGCAGGAAAUGACAUCUUCUCCAAGUUCUCUGCUUUUGUUAAAAACACAAGACCGGAUCAGAAUAGAGCACUAGAGAAGAAUCUAGACAAGGCCAUGGCAAAGCUGGAUGAUUAUCUCAACGGUCCGAUACCUGAUGAGGUCCAGGCUGAACGCCACGGUGGUGAUGGAGUAUCCAACCGCAAAUACCUGGAUGGAGACGAACUGACGCUGGCUGAUUGCAACCUUCUGCCUAAACUUCAUGUUGUCAAGGUGGUUGCAAAGAAAUACAGGAACUAUGACAUCCCAUCUGAAUUCAGAGGGGUGUGGCGUUAUCUGGGCAAUGCAUACAGCCGAGAUGAGUUCACCAACACAUGCGCAGCUGAUGUGGAAAUCGAGCAAGCCUACAAAGAUGUAGCGAAGAGGUUGGGGAAAUGAAUGCAUCUCUUCGGCAGUCACUAUUGUAACUUUCUCUGUUCCUUCAGGAAAUCUGUGGAAUUGUACAUCACACGGUACAAACUCUCUGAAGUACGAUAGAUUUUUAGUGCUAGCAUGCAAUGCUGUGUGCUUUCAAGUGUAUCACAGUUGUAUAGUGUCUUAAAGAAAGCACAUGGAAUGAUAAUUUUAAAGGUGCUUUGAAGCAUCUAAAGCUUAUGUAGAAGAGAAAUUCAACAGACUGGAAAUUAAUUGGUCCCUGUCCCUGAACAGUCAUUGUCAAAUCAUAGCUUAGCAAAGAUAAAGCUACUGGGUAUGAUAUUCUGGACUUAAGAAUUUGGCCAUGAGUCUGCUAAAUUAGUAAAUGGCUAAAAUGAGAAUCCAGCUUUUUUCUUUCUUUGACUUUGUUUUAGAAAUAAAGAAUUUUAAGUGGCAAUAAAUCUGCAACUUGUACAUUGUACUUCUGUUAUGCCAUGUGGAAAGGUAAUGAUUGACAGGCCUAGCAAUGGCUGUUACAUUGAGUCACGUGGUCACAUCAGACUUCAGGGAUGCAGUAGCGUCUUUCUUAAAGAGACACUCGUCUGAUUUACUCUGUACUUUUCCUUGUAAACUGAUCUUUGUUCAAAAUCAAACGCCCAGCUUUUGCUCUCUAUUGUCGUGUUCUUUUUGCAUUUUGCAUAUAGAAACCAAGUCCACACUCUCUGUAUUGUAGUAUUGCUAUAAAGGGCAAACUGAUAGCGGUAAAUGUACUUUGAUCACACAUGCCUUAGACGAAUCAAGCCUGCUUUUGCUCUCCAUAGUCACGUUGUUUUUGCAUCUAAACAAACCAAGUCUACAUCCUCUGUUGUGUGGCAUUGCUAUAAAGGUACUUUGAUCACGCGUGCCUUAGAGGGAAUCAAGCUCUACUCUGCCUUUAUCUCUUAAUGUAUGUACAGUAAAUGUUGUUUGAAUCUAACAUGAAUCCCUACUAAAUUAAAAUCCUGUAUGACUAUUAAAACCAUGAACCCACUGUG